Molecule: messenger RNA, 1457 nt
Organism: Labeo rohita (rohu)
Lineage: Eukaryota; Metazoa; Chordata; Actinopteri; Cypriniformes; Cyprinidae
Gene: ankrd46b
Product: ankyrin repeat domain 46b
Exons: 4
Coding region: 139-825 (228 amino acids)
Molecular function (GO): protein binding
Source: RefSeq, a predicted model, not a curated record
UACCGCUGCAGCUGUAGUAACUCACAAACAACACAGAGACAGACAUAAGCGACGGGACUUGAACAAGCUCAAGAUUUUUCUCCUGUGAUACCGCUGCACAAAACAGUUACGCUGGAAUUUUCGGAGACCGACUCAGACAUGUCAUAUGUCUUCAUCAAUGACUCGUCGCAGACCAGUGUACCGUUACUGCAGGCUUGUAUUGAUGGGGACUUGAGUUUCGCUAGACGUCUGCUGGAGGCUGGGUGUGACCCCAACAUCCGUGACCACAGGGGCCGCACAGGUCUGCAUCUGGCAGCGGCGCGAGGUAAUGUGGACAUCUGCCGCUUCUUGCACAAGUUCGGCGCAGAUCUGCUGGCCACUGACUAUCAGGGCAACACUGCACUGCACCUGUGUGGACAUGUGGACACGAUUCAGUUCCUGGUGUCCAAUGGUCUCAAAAUUGAUAUUUGUAACCACAAUGGCUCGACACCCCUGGUGCUGGCUAAGAGGAGAGGAGUAAACAAAGAUGCCAUUCGGUUGCUGGAAGGUCUAGAAGAGCAAGAGGUCAAGGGUUUCAACAGAGGAGCUCACUCCAAACUUGAAGCCAUGCAGAUGGCUGAAAGCGAAAGUGCGAUGGAGAGCCAUUCACUGCUGAAUCCAAACCUGCAGAACAGUGAGGGUGUGCUGUCCAGCUUUCGCUCCACCUGGCAGGAGUUUGUGGAGGACUUGGGCUUCUGGAGGGUCCUGCUGCUGCUAGUGGUCAUCGCCCUUCUUUCUCUGGGCAUCGCUUACUAUGUUAGUGGCGUUCUGCCCUUUUCUGCAAGUCAGCUGGAGUUGGUCCACUGAGGGCCAGAUUGUGUUAUAUUUCGGGACCAGACGGGUCAAACUUUAAACUAAAGGGAGGUUUGAGUGGACUUUUAAGGUACACUGAAGGUUCCUCAUAGUACAAGAUUAGGUCUAACAUGAAGUUUAGAAACAAUCUUGUUAUUCUCACAGGUGAGGUCGAGUGACGGCGUUCACAUGAUGAAGGCCUGCACUAUGAGGGAAGACCGAAAGGUAAAGGUUAAGGUAUUUAUGGGAGAAAAUGUUAGUAUUUCAAAUAUACCCAAAGUGAUGUAAACCAAUUUCUCACAAAUCUUUCCUUGAUCACUGAACCUGGCCAACUGGUUGAACAGUAGACAUAUACACUCAUUAUAAUUUCAGUGGUGAUGUAAACAACAUUAUAUGACUGUUGUAGGUUAGAUCAGGCAUGAUGUUUUCAUCCUUGUAUUAACAUAUUUUCCUUUUCUGUCAUCUUUAUUUUUGUGUGUAUAUAAAGUCUUUGUUGUGGAAGUAUGACAAUAGACCAGUUACUACAUACAUAUGCUUAUUUGCAUAUCUGUAAUUCAACAGUUUACAUUGUUACAUUGAAUAACGGUAUGUAAAAUGUUACAUAUACCAAUAAAUAGCCAUCAGGACUUUCCUGUUUGUGCACAGAU